GGGUGGGUUGGCCCUGUGCAUUUCCACAGAGUGCACACUGUCCGGAUAGGCCUGCACACACCUAAUCCCACCUCUUCUCUCACUGCCUCACCUCAAGACCUUUCUCCCUUUACGGCCCUCCUGUAUUCCUCUUUUUUUCCCCCUCCUGGGUCAGCGACUUGCUGGAAGCUCCGGCCCGAGGCGUUUUGAAGACGCUCAACUGUUGCAGUUGCCAUGAUUCGCAGCAGCGUCUGCAGGGUUCUCCUGGUCCUCUUCAGCCUCCUGUCAGUUCUUGCACACACAGAGACAGUGUUGGACUCUGCCUUAUCCAGCAGGGACCACCAGGAUGCCAUGUCUGGAGACCCACCAGUGUGGGUCACUGACGUCACAACGAAGAGCCAUUUCCUGGACAACCCAGGACAGACUUAUUCCUUGGACUUAGAAGACUCCACACAGCCUCCGAUCCUGGACGAAGACGAAGGAGUGCUGGGACCAGGUGCCAUCACUGCCAUAGUUGUUGCGGUCUUCCUGGGAGCAUCAGUCCUCCUCGCACUCAUCGUCAUCACAAUCAGGAAAUUCACAGCCUCCUAGAGGGAAAGAAAGCAUCUCCCUUUUUGUAUGCGUGCGUGUACGCGUGUUUGAAUUGCAUGAGUGUGUGUGUCUUUUGUCUUUCUCAUCAAACCCUGAGCUCGCCCCCUCAUAUUUCGUUUUGAGAUGAGAUGCUUUGUAGCCUGAAAGCUAGAAAUUGUGGCAGGUCCGUCAACUAUAAAUAAAACACCCCGGUUGCGUCUCGGCGUGGAUGAAUCAUAAAUACUGGCUGGCUCUACCAGUGCUUAUCGCAAGAUGGUGUGUUUGUCGGUUGUGCUCUUUUUAUUUUUCUUGUAAUUAUACUCAUAAAAGUGUGUUAUUUGUUCUCCAUAACUUCUUACAUCUUGUUUCUGUAGAGUAAAUAUAAAAUCAGACUUUGGAUGAAUGUUCUGUUCAACUCCUUAACAUGGUAUUUUUUUCUAUUUAUCUCAGAGUUUCUAGCCAACCAUUUAGAUGUCACUUACUUCUUUUUCAUUGGAUAUAUAAAAACAAUGAAAGAUUUUGA
Messenger RNA from Poeciliopsis prolifica (blackstripe livebearer), 1072 nucleotides. It is a transcript of the gene snorc, whose product is annotated as secondary ossification center associated regulator of chondrocyte maturation. The transcript is spliced from 3 exons. Lineage: Eukaryota; Metazoa; Chordata; Actinopteri; Cyprinodontiformes; Poeciliidae. Gene Ontology annotation, biological process: cartilage development. The coding region runs from base 214 to 570 and encodes 118 amino acids. The record is from RefSeq and is a predicted model, not a curated record.